Molecule: messenger RNA, 315 nt
Organism: Eruca vesicaria subsp. sativa (arugula)
Lineage: Eukaryota; Viridiplantae; Streptophyta; Magnoliopsida; Brassicales; Brassicaceae
Source: the annotation of a GenBank genome assembly
AUGGUCAAAUGGAUUUGCCUGACUGCUCCCACACUCCCCGUUACUUCUUUGGGUGGAAAAACCGCCACUGCGUGGUGCGACAUCACAAAAGUUUCAGAGGGCAUGCAACAUGAUUUCGAAUCUUUGGAUUAUCUGAAUUCAUAUAUUGCUGACCAUUUAUUGGCUGAACCAACGAAUGUUAUUAAAGGAGUAGGAGGUUUUGGCUUAGGAGCAGCAGCAGCUCUCUAUUUUGCAACUUCCUGUGCCUUUGGACAGGUCAAGAUAAAUCCACAAAUUGUUAUAGGGAUCAACGGCUGGCUUCCUGGCUUGGCGUAA